AUGGCGGCUAAUCGAUGUCAGUGGCGCAGAAGAGGAGGAAUUCACCCACUCAACCCUGCACUGACGAUGCCACCUCGAUUGGUGAUGAAACGUUUGCAAUCCAACUGCCAAGCUCGGCGAACAGACCAACAACCAAAAAUACGAUUAAAUGAUAAGUUUUACUGUUGGGAAACCCACACGCGCUUACCACUUUCCUUGACCUUGGUCUUGGACAGUACUCAGCCUUUCAUGAUUUCAUCACUGAAG
This is a messenger RNA of Opisthorchis viverrini, 246 nucleotides long. RefSeq lists its product as hypothetical. The record is from RefSeq and is a predicted model, not a curated record. The annotation marks the transcript as partial. The transcript has 4 exons. NCBI's taxonomy places the organism in Eukaryota, Metazoa, Platyhelminthes, Trematoda, Opisthorchiida, Opisthorchiidae.